AUGAUCGAAGACCUCCUCGCACGGAUGACACUUAGUCGGGCCUCACUAUGGCUUCUAGGGCUAUUCGUUGCAUUCUGCGUAUUCCGCAAGUUCCAAGCUUCGGCACAAAUCGCCCGUCUCGGUGUCAGAGCUCCCAAAAUCGAGUUCCGUCUCCCGUACGCUCUCGACUUCAUUUUCCAAGGUUACCAGGCCAAUCAAGUGAACUGCGACAUAGAAUUCUGGGAUGCAAAAAUCGAGGGAGCUGGCGGCCUAACAAAUGCGAAGACAGCCGAACUCGAUGCCGGCAUUUCUACCCGUAUGAUCAUGACCAAGGACCCGGAAAAUAUCAAGGCGCUCCUCACCAGCCAGUUCGCCGACUACGGUAAGGGUGAAUCCUUCCACCGGGACUGGAAAGAGUUUCUUGGCGACAGUAUCUUUACCACAGAUGGAGAACUAUGGUCUCGCUCCCGCCAGCUCAUUCGUCCCAUGUUCGUGCGUGACCGCAUCGUCGACACAGAAAUCUUUGAGAAGCAUGUUCAGAAACUCAUCCCGCUUCUCGGCGGCAGUUCCUCACCCAGCAGCAGCAAGGUAGUGGACCUCGGAUCACUCUUCUUCCGAUAUACCCUUGAUGCAGCAACAGACUACCUACUCGGCAAGGGCACAGACAGUCUAGAUAACCCGGCAACACGGUUCGCCGAAGCGUUCAGAUAUGUGCAACAGCGCCAAGCGGAGUACUUCCGUUUCGGAGUCUUUGGCUCCCUAUUGUCACGCACCGAAUUCCGCAAAAACCUCAAGAUAAUGGAUGAGUUCAUCCAGCCAUACAUCCAAACCGUCCUCGCCCACUCAGCCGAUGAACUCAACGAGAAGCUCUCAAAGCACCAAACCUUCCUCGACGCACUAGCCAGCUUUACCCGUGACCCUCGUGUUCUCCGUGACCAACUCGUCGCCGUUCUUCUCGCAGGCCGCGACACAACAGCCGCCACGCUAUCCUUCUGUCUCUUCGAGCUCUCGCGCAAUCCAGAAGUUGUUGCUAAGCUGCGCAACGAGAUCAACGACAGACUUGGCGUCGGUGCCAAGGCUCAGAAACCUAGCUACAUCGAUCUCAAGGAAAUGAAGUACCUCAAUGCAGUGCUGCACGAAACAAUGCGUUUAUACCCAGUGGUGCCAUUCAACGUGCGCUACUCUCUGCACGAUACAACGCUUCCACGUGGCGGUGGACCGGACGGACUAUCGCCUGUGGGUGUUCGCGCAAACUCGCGGAUUAUCUACUCCACCAUGUUGAUGCAGCGGGAUCCUGAUCUGUACGACGGCCCAGGAUCAAAGAACUACUUCGACCCUAGUAAGUGGAUUCCUGAACGGUGGGUUUCCGGCUGGCAGCCCAAGCCGUGGCAUUUCAUUCCCUUUAAUGGUGGACCGCGGAUUUGUAUUGGGCAGCAAUUUGCCAUCAUUGAGAUGGGGUACACUGUUAUUCGGAUUCUGCAGGCUUAUGAGCGCAUUGUUGCGCUGCCUGUUGGUGGGAAAGAUAAGGUUGAAGAUCCGGUGCUUCAAUUUGAAGUUACCCUCAGUCCUGGCUCCGAGUUGAAUUGCGUUUUCCUGAAGGGGGAUGAACAGGUUGCGCACGGUGCGGCUAAGGCGAGUGUUGCUUGA
This is a messenger RNA of Penicillium hordei, 1626 nucleotides long. Its product is annotated as cytochrome P450. The record is from RefSeq and is a predicted model, not a curated record. The coding region runs from base 1 to 1626 and encodes 541 amino acids. Gene Ontology annotation, molecular function: monooxygenase activity; oxidoreductase activity, acting on paired donors, with incorporation or reduction of molecular oxygen; heme binding. The transcript has 2 exons. NCBI's taxonomy places the organism in Eukaryota, Fungi, Ascomycota, Eurotiomycetes, Eurotiales, Aspergillaceae.